AUGGACUCAGAAAACCAGUCAGGGGUCCCAGAAUUCCUCCUCCUGGGGCUCUCAGAGGAUGCAGCCCUGCAGCCCCUCCUGUUUGUGCUGUUCCUGUCCAUGUACCUGGUCACGGUGCUUGGGAACCUGCUCAUCAUCCUGGCCAUCAGCUCAGAUGCCCACCUCCACUCCCCCAUGUACUUCUUCCUCGGCAACCUGUCCUCCAUUGACAUCUGUUUCAGCACCACCACGGUCCCCAAGAUGCUGGUGAACAUUCAGAGGCACAGCAAAGCCAUCAGCUACGCAGGCUGCCUGUCUCAGGCUUUCUUCGUCCUCCUGUUUGCUGGACUGGAAAACUUUCUCCUGGCUGCCAUGGCUUACGACCGCUACGUGGCCAUCUGCCACCCGCUCAGGUACACGGCCAUCAUGCGCCCUCACCUGUGUGCUCUGUUGAUUCUCCUCGCCUUGUCCCUUAGCACCGCGGACGCCCUCCUGCACAGCCUGAUGGCGUUGAGACUGCGUUUCUGCCUAGACCGGGAGAUCCCCCACUUCUUCUGUGAACUUGACCAGCUCCUCAGGCUGGCCUGUUCCGACACCCUCCUCAAUAGCCUCCUGGUCUACUCAGUCACGAGUCUGUUGGGAGGGGUUCCUCUCCUGGGGAUUAUUUUCUCCUACGUUCACAUAGUCUCCUCCAUCCUGAAGGUGCCAUCUGCAGGGGGCAGGCAUAAAGCAUUCUCCACCUGUGGGUCUCACCUCUCAGUGGUGUCCCUGUUCUAUGGGACGGGUUUUGGUGUGUACAUUAGUUCUUCCCUGACCGAUGCUUCUAGCAAGACCGCGGCCGCCUCGGUAAUGUACACAGUGGUGCCUCCGAUGCUGAACCCCUUCAUCUACAGCCUGAGAAAUCAGGACGUGAAGGGAGCCUUGGGGAAUCUCAUGGGAAAAACACCUCCUUUUAUGGGAAGGUGUCUCCUGGCUUGUACGUUAGGAUGA
Lepus europaeus (European hare) is the source of this 969-nucleotide messenger RNA. Its product is annotated as putative gustatory receptor clone PTE03. The coding region runs from base 1 to 969 and encodes 322 amino acids. Gene Ontology annotation, biological process: G protein-coupled receptor signaling pathway. Gene Ontology annotation, cellular component: membrane. Gene Ontology annotation, molecular function: G protein-coupled receptor activity; olfactory receptor activity. The transcript has a single exon. The record is from RefSeq and is a predicted model, not a curated record. NCBI's taxonomy places the organism in Eukaryota, Metazoa, Chordata, Mammalia, Lagomorpha, Leporidae.